GGCGGUUGUGUUUAUUCGCCUGAGCGUAGAGAGGAGCAUCGCAGCGCUCACAGUCGCAUGACAACCGACUUCCGCGUCGCUUGCCUUCGCGUGCCAGGUGUCCUAAGCACUUUCCUCCAGUUCCCAGGUUAAUACUUUGUAUCCUCGAAGUUUGCAUAUCCCACACAUGUGAGGAACAGAGAAAUCAAAUUUGUCCAUUUUCAAAGAAUUGUCGUCAUCGAACGCAGAGAUAUACAGGUGACUGUUGUACCCGGAAAAAUCGUUUCGCCGGGGUCAGUGGACAAGUGUGAAAGCAGUGAAGCGAAUCGGCCAAUCGAGUUUGAGAAUAUACUGUGCCUUGGUUCUUGACUGUGAUUAGUCGAUUGAUUUAUAUUUUCGGGAAGUCUCAAGCUAGUAAAAUUCACAAUUCAACUGCAAAGUCACUGCUUUUAAUAGGGUCAGUUGUUCCAACUUUUUCGUAAAUUAACCGAUAAUUAAAUCAUAUAUCUGUUUUUGUCUAAAUUGAAAGAAAAACAAAUACAGACGUAUGAUUCAACUAUCUGAUAAGUUAACUUAUCAAGUUAGAACAACCAGUUCCUAAAAAUGCGAACGUUCCAGGAAUGCGUUCCAAAACUCGUCGAGUAAAGCAUUUAAUUGACCAAUCAGAACAAAGACAACUAAGAUUUCUUUAUCAUGAUUGGUUAAUUGAAUAUAUUCUAUCCGCCAAGUAGGAUUUCGGAAUGCGACCCUGUAUGCAACAGGGCUGCUGUUUGUGGCUGAAUUGCGUAUUUUAAUUUUCUGUGACAAGACGAUACAACAGCAUUUAGAAUCUGUUAACACUAAGCAAACGAAACUACAACGAUGGUAUCACACGUAACGGAUUUCUACAAUGCAAAAAAUAUAUUCAUUACUGGUGGCACCGGUUUUGUCGGUGUCUGCUUGAUAGAGAAACUUCUAAGAUGUUGUCCAGAUAUAAAAAACAUUUAUCUGCUAAUACGCCCAAAAAAAGAGAAACGUAUUGCAGAAAGGUUGACAGAGUUAACACAGAACUCGGUUUUCGAUAAGCUACGAGAGCACCAGCAAACUGACCUAUUCAAGAAAUUAAUCGCAAUUCCUGGAGAUGUCGGUGAAGAAAAUUUGGGUUUAGCUCCAGAAGACAGAGUAAUUUUAAUUAACACAGUGCAAGUUGUUUUUCAUUCAGCAGCUACACUUGAUUUUGAUAUUGAUUUGAAGACUGCAACAAAUAUUAACUUAUUGGGAACUCGGAGAAUCAUCCAACUCUGCAAAGAAAUUCAAGAUCUUAAGGCAUUGGUGCACAUUUCUAGUGCAUACGUUAAUUCUCAGCUACAAAAUGUUGAUGAAAUACUAUAUCCCUCACCAGCUGAUGCAAAUGAAAUUGUGAAAUUGACCAAUGAAUUAGAUAUUGCUGUCUUAAAAGCAAGAACGUCGGAGAUACUGAAAGGUCAUGCAAAUUCUUAUACAUUCACCAAACAUUUGGCUGAACAUGAAAUAGCAAAUGGAGGGUUACCAGCAGCUAUUGUACGUCCUUCAAUGAUAACAGCAGCAUGGAACGAGCCUGUUCCAGGAUGGACAAUAUCGAAAAAUGGACCACAAGGUUUCUUAAUGGGUGCCAGCAAGGGUGUUAUAAGAAGAUUGCCAGUUGCAGAACAUCUUAUUUAUGAUUACAUUCCAGUAGAUAUAGUGAUAAACAGUCUUAUCGUUGCAGCUUAUUCUGUCGAUCAUGAUAGCGAUAAAGAAUUAAAGAUAUAUCACUGCACAUCAAGUACAUGUAACCCUUUCCGAUGGAACCAGGUGCAGGACGAGGUCAACAUGUUUUUGCACAAAUAUCCGCUAAAGAGUGCCGUGUGGUAUCCGCAUUUAAAAUUUUUACCGUCACUUUUAUUAUUUAGAAUCUCGGCUAUUUUCUUUCAUUUUAUACCGGCGUAUAUCUUGGAUGCUGUCACACUAUUUUGCGGAGGCCGUCCAAUUUUAGUCCGCUUGCAUAAUAAUGUUAAUAACUCGUUAGUGCGCCUUGAAACAUUUAUUUUCAAUGAAUGGAAAUUUAAUAAUCCACGUAUGCUACAAUUGAACGAAUCGUUAUCACCGCAUGACAAGGAUUUGUUUACCUUGGACAUCAGGACAUUGGUUUGGGUAGAUUAUUUCUGCAAUUUAACACAAGGAGUAAGAAUGUAUCUCAAUAAGGAAUCCCUGAAGUCUUUGCCGAAAGCACGUUCCAAAGACAAAAGGUUGAUGUUUACUCAUCUAGGCUUACAAACUAUGUUGCUGGCCUUGAUUUGGUGGCUGUUUAAAAUCUUCUUCGAUACAACAUGGACCAAAACUGGUUUAGUUGUACCGCUAACUUAUCUGAUUUUUGAUCAAUUAUAAGAGUAAGGCGAUAUUUAAAUAUACAUUAAAUAUAAAUAUUAGAGGUGUGCGAAUCAUGGUUUUGUGCAACUGUGAAUCAAAUCUAUGAAAAUAUAUUUUAAAAUUAAAUUUUCUUAGUUCAGAAACGAAUUGAAUUUGAAUUAAACAUUUCCGGGUUUAUUACAUGCUGACUUGAACGUAACAAAUUGUAUAUAUUUUUUCUCAAUAACAUUAGAAGUCUAUUUUUAAAAUUAAGUCGAGAAGAUAAAUCAUUGCAUAACUUUAUCCGAGAAAAUGUCUCACCAAUAACAAGGACAAUGAACUAAUCUGCAAUUCUAAGCAGAAUCGUAAGUCUCGUAACUUGUUCUCGUAAAAUUCAUAAGAAUUUAUGAGUAGAUAUUGUAUGCAAUAUCAUAUAUCGUACAAUCAUUUGUAAAUAUCGUAAAUUACAUGAAAUCGUAGAUAUUUAUGAGUAAUUGUAUAACAUAAUAUUGUAUAGAAUUGUAAAUCUACUCAUAAGUUCUUACUUAUUUUGCCAGAACAAGUUACGAGACUUAUGAUUCUGCUUACAAUUGCAGCAUAAAUGAUAGAAAAUUUAUAAGUGAUGUUAAAUUUUGAAUAUUCAAGAUUUAUAAUUGAUACAUACAUACAUGCAUACAUACAUACAUACAUACAUACAUACAUACAUAUAUAUAUAUAUAUAUGUGUGUGUGUUUGUGUUUGUGUGUAUGUGUGUGUAUAUAUAUAUAUAUAUAUAUAUAUAUAUAUAUAUAUAUAUAUAUAUAUAUGUAUAUAUAUGUAUAUGUAGUAGUUUUCCGAAAAGACUUGUGAUAGUAAAUUAAUAUCUCUAUUUGGUGCAUGUGUCACUAGAAAAUGUUGAGCUAUAUGAUAAACGUAUAUUAAAAAGACUUUCAAUGAAAAAAAUUAAAUCUUAUAAAAUAAGUAAUAACAAUAAUUAAUAAUAAUAAUUCUUAUAAUAAGUAACUUAUUUAUACCCAAUUUCGAUUAUUUAUACACAACGUCGAUUAAGUUUUAAUAUGAGUUUAAAAUGUCUUUAGACAAAGACAUCAAUUAAGAUUAAGAUUUAAUCGACGUUUAAAGACAUUAGUAAAAAUCUGCGAUUUAAUAAGUAAUAUAAUUGUAAUAUAAGUAAACAUGUUGGAAAAGUAUAAACCGCUAAAUUUUGUUUAGCAACAAAUUUUAUGAACAAUUGCAAAGCUGCUAGAAGUGCAGAGCGCAAAACGCUUUUCCUGCUGAAUGUAAUCUAUCUCUAUGCAACACACAGACGCAUGUACGAGAAUACGAAUACGCCGAGAACAAAUUUGCCGGACAAGAAAUCAAUGAGGUAACUCAAAGAAAUGAUUAAUUUGAAAUCGAACCUACUGUGAUUCGAAAUUGUCGAAUUAUUCAAAUUUAAACAUCUUUGAUUAGAAAAAAAUUCGAAUCGGAUCCGCAAAGAUUCGAUUCAAAUUCUAAUGAUUCGCAUACUUCUGAUAAAUAUAAAUAUAUAAAUAUAUAAAUAUAUAAAUAUAUAAAUAUAUAUAUAUAUAUAUAUACACAUACAUAUAUAUAUAUAUAUAAAACACAGUUGUGCUAUUGGUGCUACAUACAUAUGUGACGCAUUAAAUUCUCUUGAUAGAAUAACGUCACUUAUACGUGAUAUAUCAAUUAUUCUUUGAUCAAUUAUUCUUUGAAAUAUUGUUAUUGAAAUAUUUUUUUAAAUAUUUCUUUGAGUUUGGUAUAUUAUUUGUAAAACAAGGAUACGAAAUAUGUUACAUAAAACUACUUACAGAAAUAUGCUCUGUGGAGAGAUCUUUUUAAAAUUAAACAUAAUAAAUGUGUUAAAGCACAUUCCUGGUACUAAUCGUACAUUAAAUGUGUAAGCAUCACAUAAAUCUUUCCUUAAAUGUCUUAGUUUGCUCUUAGUUGUGUGCUGAUAAUUUACAAUUAUAUAUAUAUAUAUAUAUAUAUAUAUAUAUAUAUAUUUACACGUGUUUAUUAAAUAUAAUAUAUAAGCGAUUGAUUGAUAAAAUAUAUCUGAUGUUGAAAAGAAGUGUUGAGGACUUACAGGGUUGAAUGGUAUUUGCUAAAGCAGAUAAAACGUGCUUAUCAAAUAUAUAUAGGUAGGAAGAUUAACAUAAUCAAAAUUACAAGCGAUUUGGUAACACUAAUGAUUGUUUCUGUUCUACAAGCAUAGAAAUAAAACAUUAUAUUGCUAUAUUUUUAUUUUGAUAUUUAUCAGGGGGCAUUUAUAUGUAUUUUUCUUGCUUCUAUACGUAUUCUUGUCUCAGACAAUUGCAAACACUACAAAAUAUCUGUUUCUACAUAAAUCACUAAACAAAUAUUUCGGAUCUUCUGAUAUAAUACUUCUGUAUUAUUAAUUGAUCUAUUUCGUCUGAAACCACUAUUUUCCUAUAAUAUUUUCCGCCAAAAAAGUAAGUUUAUUAGCGCGCGCCAAGGUUUUUUCUAAAACUUUACAAACUAUAUUAAAUGUGCGGUAAUUCAUACAUCUAGUCUUAUUCCUUUUUUCUUUUUAUAGAUUGAGUAGACAAUAUUGAUUAUUCAUUUUUUUGGCAUCUUCCAUAAAUUUUUUUUUACCAAGUCACAAUACUUCAGUUUUUCCCGUUCCUGCUUCUAUCACUUAAUAGUCAUUUGAUAAUCACUUAAUAGUCAUUUGAUAAAAUCACUUAAUAGUCAUUUGAUAAUCACAUUGAUUUGCACUUGGUGUUGAAGUAUACUUCAUUGCUCUUAGUCCUUUUUUUAUUUCCUCGUUGGUUACGAUAGUUACUUCUCUCCUUCUUUCUCUAUUUUUUUUCUCUUUAUUCAGUAACAGCUCAUUCAUUGAGAAACAUUUUAUUUGCCUCUCCUUUUCUUUUUUUGAUGAAGUAUUUUUUGUUUCGUCUAGCACUUCUCUGCAGGAUAUGUUCACUAGUCUUUUUCUUCGUUUUAUGUAGUAUAUAAAACGGAGCUUAUAUAAAGAAUGAUUAGAGCUCUACAAGAAAUUUACAAUCUUCAAGUAUCUAUUUGCAUGUUUUUCUAUAUAGACUCGCUGUGUGACUAACAGCAUUUCAAUUGUGUAAUAAAGCCAUACAUAAAUUCUAUUUCCUGUUUACAAUAGCAAACUGACAUUAUUAAUGGAGCAUUAUGUAUUAUUCAAAUGACAACCACUAAAACACAAGUAACUUAUGUUUGCCUACGAAGUAAUGAUAAUAAGAAAAUUCUGCAUUAUAAAAUAUAUAUGUAAAUGAAAGAAAAACAUAUGGACUCCUUUACAUAUGGAGGUAAAAAUAUGGUAAUGCAAUCUUUUUAAUUUCAUAGCGUGUGCGACAAACAGAAAGAAGCGAACCUAUUACAUUCCCAAAACUGAAAAUCGCUUGUAGUUUUGACAGUGUCAAUUUUUUUCAAUCUACGUUCAUUACAGAUUUUAUAUCUAAUUUAAUAAGUAGUAUAUUAAAGUAAACGAAUAUCUCUCACACUUACGUAAACUGAGUAGUGAAUUUUAAUAUAAUAUUUCAUGGAAUUUUCCUUUUAUUUUAAAGAUCAUUUAACAUUUCUUCUUUUUUUCUUUUAUAAUGAUUUAGCGGAGUUGAAAAAGUUACUUUUGAAAAGUAACGCAUUAUCAUUACUCGUUACCAUUAUCGUUACUCAUAAAAUAAUGGAUUGUUACAAUUUUUAUUUUUUUCCCAAGUUUCAAAACAUUUUUUUCUUUUUAAGAUUUAUUUUCCAGCGAAAAAUUACUCGUUGAUCGACGUCAAACGAUGUCGAAUCGAUAUCGAUUUGACGGUUCACACGCAAUUCGAUGCCGAAACUUCGUAAAAUCGACAUCGUUUCGAUAUCGAUCGAUGAGUAAUUUUUCGCUGAAUCUAUCUACUCUCGAAUUGUACCUGUAAUUAACCGCGCUGUAAUGAAUCGUUUAAGCAAAAGUUUGCGAACACAUGACGAUGUAGUUUUUUAUGUACGAUUGGUAUAGACUGGCAACAUUUAUUACAAUAACGCAACUUUUCUGCAAAAACAGGAAAUUAUCUGUCUGCAUAAAUCCAACAAUUUAAUAAGCUA
Molecule: messenger RNA, 6399 nt
Organism: Odontomachus brunneus
Lineage: Eukaryota; Metazoa; Arthropoda; Insecta; Hymenoptera; Formicidae
Product: putative fatty acyl-CoA reductase CG8306
Exons: 10
Coding region: 841-2364 (507 amino acids)
Biological process (GO): long-chain fatty-acyl-CoA metabolic process
Cellular component (GO): peroxisome
Molecular function (GO): alcohol-forming very long-chain fatty acyl-CoA reductase (NADP+) activity
Source: RefSeq, a predicted model, not a curated record